Miscanthus lutarioriparius is the source of this 1503-nucleotide messenger RNA. The record is from the annotation of a GenBank genome assembly. Lineage: Eukaryota; Viridiplantae; Streptophyta; Magnoliopsida; Poales; Poaceae.
AUGCGCAUCGUCGUGCCGCUGCAGGGGGUGGUGCAGGGCCGGGGCGGCCUGGUGCUCGGCUCCCUCAUCCCCUGCGCGCUCUUCUACUUCUUCCAGCUCUACAUCAAGCGCAACCGCCCCGCCCCCGCGCCGGCCUCCAGCGCCCCCCCGAUCCACCGCUGCCACUCGCGGGGCCUCCUCACGCCGUCGCUCUCCGCGCGCGGCGCCGUCGUGCGGGCCGGCGACGAGGACUCCCUCUACUACGCCGGCCUCCGCCGGUGCGCCGAUGACCCGUACCACCCCGCGUCCAACCCCGGCGGCGUCAUCAACCUCGGCCUCGCCGAAAACCACCUAUCGCUGGAUUUGGUGGGACGGUGGAUGGAGGAGCACGCGGGGGCGGCGAUGCUGGACGGCCUCGCGGGAGCCGGGGAGGAGGUCAGGGACCUCACCAUCAGGGGGCUCGCAACCUACCAGCCCCAUGACGGGAUACUUGCCUUGAAGAUGGCUCUUGCUGGAUUCAUGAGGCAAAUCAUGCAUGGAUCAGUAUCCUUUGAUCCAUCUCAAAUGGUGAUUACAUCUGGGGCAACUCCUGCAGUGGAAAUACUGAGUUUCUGUAUUGCUGAUCCAGGAAAUGCAUUUCUUGUGCCAUCACCUUACUACCCGGGUUGGGAUAGGGACAUAAAAUGGCGAACUGGCAUUGAGUUGAUACCUGUUCCUUGUCGUAGCACUGAUAACUUUAACAUCAGUAUCACUGCUCUUGAAAUAGCUUACAAACAGGCAAAAAAGCGAGGAGUAAGAGUUCGUGGGGUUCUCAUAUCUAACCCUUCCAACCCAACAGGAGGCAUUGUGCCAAGGGAAACACUGCAUGACCUUCUAGUGUUUGCUGCAGAGAAGAACAUACACUUAAUUUCUGAUGAAAUAUUUGCUGGUUCAACAUAUGGAAGUGACAAGUUUGUCAGCGUGGCAGACAUUGUGGAUGAACUAGAGGACUUUGAUAAAGGCAGGGUUCAUAUCAUAUAUGGGCUCUCAAAAGACCUUUCUCUUGCUGGGUUUCGAGUUGGAGUGAUAUAUUCCUACAAUGAACACAUUGUGUCAGCUGCUGCUAAGAUUGCUCGAUUUUCAUCUGUCUCAAGUCCAACACAACGUUUGCUUGUUUCCAUGCUUUCAGAUGAAAAGUUCAUUUCAGAAUACAUAAAGGUUAACAGAGAGAGGCUCCGGAAAAUGUACCUUGUGUUUGCCGAUGCUUUGAAACAAGUUGGGAUCGAAUGCUUCAAGAGCAGCGGCGGAUUCUAUUGCUGGGCAGACAUGAGCAGGUACAUCCGAUCUUACAGUGAGAAAGGAGAGCGCAAGCUCUGGGACAGGCUGUUGGAGGAGGCAAAGGUCAAUGCCACCCCAGGUUCUUCUUGCCAUUGCAUUGAACCUGGAUGGUUCAGGUGUUGCUUCACAGCAUUGAGUGAGGAGGACAUUCCUGUAUUGGUGGAAAGGCUGAGGAGGGUCACAGAGAGCCACAGAUCAAACCGUUGA